Drosophila persimilis is the source of this 2125-nucleotide messenger RNA. RefSeq names its product DNA-binding protein modulo. The record is from RefSeq and is a predicted model, not a curated record. Bases 70 to 1860 code for a protein of 596 amino acids. Gene Ontology annotation, molecular function: RNA binding. NCBI's taxonomy places the organism in Eukaryota, Metazoa, Arthropoda, Insecta, Diptera, Drosophilidae. The transcript has 4 exons.
GCGACAAAUUUGCCUGAAAGUAACCUAUUUUAAUUAGCCUGACUGACUGAAAACAUUUUAACUAGCAAAAUGGCACAAAGGAAACGCGCUGUAGCCCCUGCAAAGAAGUCCGAGAAUGGUGUUAAGAAGCCAGUCGGCAACAAGCGCGGGCCAAAGCCAAAGGCGGCACAGAUCGACGAGGAGGUUGUGGCUACCCAAACGCAGACAAGGCAGUCCAAAAGAAAGCUAGAGCAACAAGUGCAGCAAAGCGAGGAUGAGUCCGAUUCCGAGGAGGAGCAGACUGCCGUCAAAUCUGAGGAAGGCAGCGAGUCCGAGGAAGAACAAAAAGUUUCAGAUUUAAUUGACGAUGAAGCUGUUGAAGACGAUGGCGAUGAGGAGGAUGAUGAUGAUGAUGAAGAUGAUGACGAUGACGAUUCUAGCAUCGAACCUGGCCAGAUUUCAAAUUCAGGAAAACAAGUGAGCGAUUCCGAAGAGGAUGAACCUGGCCAGAUUUCAAAUGCAGGAAAACAACUGAGCGAUUCCGAAGACGAUGAACCUGGCCAGAUUUCAAAUGCAGGAAAACAACUGAGCGAUUCCGAAGACGAUGAACCUGUUGAGGCUCCCAUAGCCAAGAAAAGCAAGGUAGCUGCCCCAGCAGCAGCAGCAGCAGUACCUGCGUCGUCACCCAAAAAGGGCGGCAUUCCAAAAAUCACUGUUGGCAAGAUUCCAGCGGAUGUUCCCAAGGAUCAGGUUAUUCACGUCUCCAACAUACCAAAUGAGUACAAACAUCUCGAUUUGGUUGCUCAGUUCAGCAAAUUCGGGCCCCUCAUUGCAGUGAAUCGUAUUAAGGGAAAGAAUGACGGCAACACUGUCUUCAUUGCCUUCGAGACAUCUGCAGCGGCCGAGGCCGCUCUGGAAGCCAAGGAGAAGGCCUUGACCUUCUACGGCAAUGUUUUGGUCGUGGGUCGGCCAUUCAACAAGGAUGAUCUGAAUAAUCGCACUGUUGCCGUGGGACUAGUUGGCCGCGAUACCACCAAAGAGCAGUUGUCGACAUUCUUCUCGAAGGUCGGUGAAGUGGAGGCGGUCAACCUGUCCAACAACCGCAGCAACCCUACGGCUUUCGUGCGCUUCAAGUCUGUCGAUUCCAUGCCCAAGGCUCUCAAGCUGCACGGCACCGAGUUGAACUCUCGCUUCAUUACCGUUCGCGAGCCCUCGUACAAGCUCAACUCGAAGAAGUCGCCCGAGCGUACGCUGAUCGUCCAGAAUGGUGCCAAGCACGAGUCCUUCAAGUCCGACGUUAUUGAGAAGAUCUUCAAGAAGUUCGGCGACAUUGUGGACAUUGAUGUUGUGUGCACCAACUAUGUCCUAGCCUUUGUCACAUUCAAGGAGCCAGAGCAGGCCGCCAAGGCGCUGCUGCAGCUCAAUGGCAAGACUGUCAGCGACUUGGAGCUCAAGUUGGAGCAAUACACCUUCAACACAUCGCCACGAACCGUUCUGGUGACAAAUCUUGCCGCAGAUGUGACUGAGAGCGACCUACAGGAAUUGCUUGGUGAGAGCGGUAAGAUCGAUUCCGUCACACUGCUGACCCACAAGGCCCUGGUCAAGUUCGCCACCAACGACGGCUUCUGCAAGUCCUUCCUGUGCAAUGAGCGCGUCGUGAAGAACCAGCCCGUAUUCCUAGAGCCCAACUCGAUGCUGAAGCACAAGCUGCUCAAAAAGAAGUCGACCUUGCACCGCAACGGCGGCGGCAACCGCAAGCCAGCCCCAGGUGCCGCCGGCCCACCAAAGUUCAACAAAUUCGGCAAGAAGCCCUUCAACAAACGGCCAGCCCAGGACAACGGUGCAAAGCCUGCUUGGAAGAAGGUCAAGCAGGAGGUCUAAACAGAUUUUAGACUGGCUUAGUCUUAAGUUAAUCUGUAAUCCAUAAACGCAAAACGCCCCUCCCUGCAACCCAAUGCGAAAUAGUGCGUUGAAUUUAGUCAUUAAGUCUGGCGGCGUCAUCGGUGUCGGCGUGGUCGCUUUUCCUCCUCCCCCACUCCAUAAAAGAUUUGUAUAUUACCCGAUGUAAGGGCUGCUCUGCUGCCAUUCACACCACCGAGCCGAAAGCUGAAUAAAAAGAGUCGAGUAAAUGCAAACAAACGCAAAA